AUGACUAAUAAAAACAAAAAGGUUGCCACUCCUGCACUUUGGGAGAAGGACACCAAAUUAAUAUUAUGUGACAUAUGCAUAUGUGAAAUUGAUAAGGGAAAUAGGCCAACAACAUUUUUCAAUAAGGAAGUUUGGGAUAACAUCGUUAGCAAAUUCAAGGAGAUGACAGGUAGGGAAUAUGAUAGACUCCAAUUGAAGACUAAAUGGGAUCAGCUUAAGAAAGAUUGGAAACUGUGGAGUGAUUUGAAGUGUGGCUCCACUGUAUUAGGAUGGGAUCCGAUUGUUCCUGCGGCAAAGAAGUUCAGAUUGGCUGGGAUUGAACCAGAAUUGGAGGACAAGUUACAAAUGAUGUUUGGUGGGGUGGUAGCUACAGGGAAAUUUUCAGCUGCCCCUACCGAAACAGUUUUUGAAACAACCCUCGAGAAUGUGGCCGUGGAAUUGUCAAAUGAUUCUGCAGAAUUCCGCAGUGUUGAGCCACCUGAAAUUCAAUCCAUCAACCGUGCGAAGUGCCCCCGGAACGAAAACAAGAGAAAGAGUGGACCUGCAUCUAUGAGGGAGCAGCUCUCAUACCUAGUGGACUCAUCUAAUGAUGCCCCUCACAUAGUUCAAAAAACCUUGGUUCAUGAGGUCAUUGAACUUCUUGAAGAAGAAUCAGAAUUUACAGGGGAACGUGAUCUUUUCUACUUUGUUGUAGACCUCUUUUGUGAUUCCCUCCAUCGAGACUUCUUCACAGCACUGAGCAAAGAGUGA
Molecule: messenger RNA, 750 nt
Organism: Phalaenopsis equestris
Lineage: Eukaryota; Viridiplantae; Streptophyta; Magnoliopsida; Asparagales; Orchidaceae
Product: L10-interacting MYB domain-containing protein-like
Exons: 2
Coding region: 1-750 (249 amino acids)
Source: RefSeq, a predicted model, not a curated record